CGGACUGUGGCCUCAAAGAGCCCUCCACCCGACGCCGACCCCAAAUUCCGAUCGGCCGAAUCUCGUCUGCUCCUUCUCUGCGAUUCCCGGGAGAUAAAAGUUGAAGCGCGGCAAAUUCGCUCCCGACGAAGACGAAUAGGAGCUUAGCUUUUUCAUCCCGUCGCCAUGGGGGACUACACCGAUGCGUUCAUGCGCAACCAGAACACUGCCGUUCGCGGCGCCACCAAGGCGCAGAACCGAGCUAACGUUCUCCAGCUCAAACUGAUUGGGCAAAGCCACCCAACUGGGUUGACAAACACCCUUUUGAAGCUUUUUGAGCCUCGUCCUCCAUUGGACUUCAAACCCCCUCCUGAGAAGAGAAAAUGCCCACCCUACUCUGGUAUGGCACAAUUUGUGAGCAAUUUUGCGGAGCCUGGUGACCCUGAAUAUGCUCCACCUGUUGAAAAAGCCGAAACUCCUGCACAAAGAAGAGCCAGAAUCCACAAGCUACGAUUGGAAAAAGGUGCAGAGAUUGCUGCUGAUGAACUUAAAAACUAUGAUCCCACUAAUGACUCGAAUGUCUCAGGAGAUCCGUACAAAACAUUGUUUGUGGCUAGGCUUAACUACGAGACAUCUGAGAGUAGAGUUAAAAGGGAGUUUGAGUCUUAUGGACCAAUAAAAAGGGUAGGCUACCAAAACACUUCAGCAAUUGUGAAGAUGUUCUUCUGGUAUUUCCUUCAUUUUCUUACUGUCUCCCAAUUAGAACAUUGCUCCCUGGUCCGCCUCGUGACAGACAAGGAUACAAACAAACCUAGAGGCUAUGCUUUCAUAGAAUAUGUGCAUACACGGGACAUGAAAGCUGCAUAUAAGCAAGCUGAUGGGAGAAAGAUUGAUGGUAGAAGGGUACUUGUUGAUGUCGAACGUGGUAGAACCGUGCCAAAUUGGAGGCCUCGCAGGCUUGGUGGUGGACUUGGAACUAGCAGAGUAGGUAGCGAAGAGGUUGCUACGAGAGAAGCUCAGCAACCUGGAGGUACAUCACGAUCUGAGGAACCAAAGGCUCGUGAUGAUCACCAUGUUGAACGGGAGAAGUCGCGGGAGAGAGGGAGGGAGAAGGAGAGAGAAAGAGAGAAGUCCCGCGAGAGAUCCCAUGAUCGCCCAAGGGAUCGUGACAACAACAGGGAGGAUAGGCAUCACAGAGACCGUGAUAGGGGUGAGAGGGAGAGAGAGCGAGGAGGCCGAGACCGAGACCGAGAAAGAGAUAGUAGGGAUGGCCGUCGCGAUCGUGGUGGUAGAGACCACCGCGAUCGGACAAGAGAGAGGGAGAGGGAUGGCGGUGAUGAUGACCUUCGUGGACGCUCCCGUGAUCGAGAAUAUGAUUACCAACGUGACGACUCAAAGCAUAAUAGGGACCGUCGUGAUUAUGAUGGUGGUGAUGCAGAGGACGAUCCUGGGUGGUACGAUCAAUCUGAUCAAGGGGACAUAAGCGGUCUGUCGAUGAUCAACAACGAUAUAAGCAGUAUGACCGUCAUCGUGGUAGGGAGCAGCAAUAUGACGACAUGGAUGUUCAAGAAGGCGAUCAAGACCGUUAUGGCGAUCAAUACACUGCUGGCCGUGAUCGAUCAUAUCAGGUGGGUGAUGAUGAUGAUGAUUACCGCUAAUAUUGGGGAAGAGCUUCUGCAAGGACAUCGGGCUGGUUUUCAAGGGAAUCCCACAAGACUUUCCUUGAAGCCUGUAGCGGUGAGAUUGAGAUGAAAUUUGUUUUGAAGGUUUUUUUGGUUUCGUGUUUUUUGUACUGAAGAAAGGUCUGUUGAAUUAGUUGCUGGGUGGAUCACAUUUGGUUGGUGUUUUGUGUCGCAAGUCUCAAGGUACUGGCUGCAGCCUGCAGGAUUUACUUGGUUAUCUGUAUUGUUUAAUGUGUUUCUCUGCCAGUUUGGUUGAAAGCUCCUAUCUCUCUCUGUCUCUAAUCUGUUUUAUAUUAGGGAUAUUGGUGGGUUGCAUAUUUGUAUAUUGGUGCUUAGUCUAGUCUGUGUCCUAUUUCAUAGAGUGAAAAGAUACUAGAAUUACUC
Messenger RNA from Linum tenue, 2045 nucleotides. The record is from the annotation of a GenBank genome assembly. NCBI's taxonomy places the organism in Eukaryota, Viridiplantae, Streptophyta, Magnoliopsida, Malpighiales, Linaceae.